This is a messenger RNA of Sceloporus undulatus (fence lizard), 2076 nucleotides long. It is a transcript of the gene FAH, whose product is annotated as fumarylacetoacetate hydrolase. Gene Ontology annotation, biological process: L-tyrosine catabolic process; L-phenylalanine catabolic process; homogentisate catabolic process. NCBI's taxonomy places the organism in Eukaryota, Metazoa, Chordata, Lepidosauria, Squamata, Phrynosomatidae. The record is from RefSeq and is a predicted model, not a curated record. The transcript has 14 exons. Gene Ontology annotation, molecular function: fumarylacetoacetase activity. Bases 61 to 1317 code for a protein of 418 amino acids.
AGUGACAAAGGCAACAUCUGACAGGCCAACCUCUUUCCUUGCUUGCAAGAAGAAAGGAAGAUGUCUUUCGUCCCAGUGGAGGAAAAGUCCCACUUUCCCCUCCAGAACCUGCCCUAUGGGGUCUUCUCCACCAAAGAGGAGCCCAGGCACAGAAUUGGAGUAGCCAUUGGUGACCAAGUGCUGGAUCUCAGCGCUAUUAAGCAUCUGUUUAAUGGACCUGUCCUUUCUAAGCACCACCAGGUCUUUGAGCAGCCAACCCUUAACCAAUUCAUGGCACUAGGCUGGGAAGCAUGGAAGGAAGCUAGGGCCUGUCUCCAAAAGAUGCUCUCUGCCAAUGAGCCAACGCUGAGAGAUAAUGCAGAGCUACGCAAAAGAGCAUUCGUACCCCAGGCUUCUGCUAUAAUGCAUCUUCCAGCUGAAAUUGGAGAUUACACUGAUUUCUAUUCCUCCCGGCAACACGCGACAAACGUUGGAGUGAUGUUCAGAGGAAAGGAGAAUGCUUUGAUGCCCAAUUGGUUGCACUUACCAGUUGGAUAUCAUGGACGUGCCUCUUCUGUUGUUGUCUCUGGGACACCAAUUUGGAGGCCAAUGGGACAAAUGAGACCUGAUGAUGCUAAACCUCCAGUGUUUGGUGCUUGCAAACUUUUGGAUAUUGAGUUAGAAAUGGCAUUCUUUGUAGGUCCUGGAAACAAACCUGGAGAACCUAUCUCAAUCAGUGAAGCUCACAAACAUAUCUUCGGGAUGGUCCUCAUGAAUGACUGGAGUGCUCGCGAUAUUCAGAAGUGGGAAUACGUCCCCUUGGGUCCCUUUCUGGGGAAGAGUUUUGGCACAACUAUCUCUCCGUGGGUGGUAACCAUGGAAGCUCUGAUGCCUUUUGUCUUGCCAAAUCCCAUCCAGGAUCCCAAGCCUCUGCCCUACCUCUGCGAUGAUCAGCCUUAUACAUUUGACAUAAAUCUCUUCGUUGCUAUUAAAGGAGAUGGAAUGAGCAAACCAGCUAACAUUUGCAGUUCAAACUUUAAGUACAUGUAUUGGACCAUGAAGCAACAGCUCGUUCACCAUACAAUCAAUGGCUGCAACCUCAGACCGGGAGACCUUCUGGCAUCUGGAACCAUCAGUGGACCAGACCCUGAGAACUUUGGUUCCAUGCUGGAAUUGUCGUGGAAAGGAACAAAAGCAAUUGACCUGGGGAAUGGCCAGUCCCGUAAAUUUCUACAAGAUGGAGAUGAAGUCAUUAUAACAGGUUAUUGCCAAGGAAAAGGUUACUGCAUUGGAUUUGGUGAAUGUUCUGGAAAAGUGCUCCCAGCCAGACUUAUCUAAAGUUCUUUAGAUGGCAUCCUAAUGGGAAAAAGGAGGAAGGAGGAUUCCAGCUUAUGUUGUUUUUGUGGCGGCAUGAAGAAGCAGAAAUCACAAUGCUGGGUAGAUAUUUUCUGUAUUAAGUUCCUAAAAUUCUAUGGGUUUAUCAGGAACCCAGCAUUCUAGGGCCUAUGCCCUACAUCUUAACAAUAUGUAUUAACAAUACAUAUAAGGCACUAAUAUGUCUUAACAGUGCACAUUUCAAUAGUGAAUCUAGUUCUCAAUGUUAGGUUGCAUUAACUGAAGCUAGAACCUAUUAAAGAAGCUCCAUCUGGAUCCUGAAAGCUCUUUCAACUGUGUCAUAGGGUGCAUCCACACUGCAGAAUUAAAGCACUUUGACACCACUAUAACUGCCAUGACUCUGUCCUACAGAAUAAUGGGAUUUAUAGUUUGGUGAGCUAUUCAGCCUGUCCUGUCAGAGAAUUCUCAUGUCUCACCAAACUGCAAAGCCCAGGAUUCUGUAAGACAGAGUCAUAGCAGUUAAAGUGGUGUCAAACUGCCUUAAUUCUGCAAUGUGGAUACUGCCAUAGAUUAUCAGAUACAUAAUAGUUUUCUUGGUAUCUAGAAGUCUGCAGGAAAUGAUCAUGUUUCUGAAAAAUGUCCUGAAUGCCUCUUCUAAGUAAUAACAGUGUUCACACUUAUUUUCUGCCACAGCCAGUGCAACCGAUAUAAGUCUAGUCUCCAAAAGCUUAUGUCACAAUAAAUCUGUUCAUUUUUAAUGUG